This is a messenger RNA of Propithecus coquereli (Coquerel's sifaka), 1150 nucleotides long. It is a transcript of the gene FAM32A, whose product is annotated as family with sequence similarity 32, member A. Gene Ontology annotation, cellular component: nucleolus. NCBI's taxonomy places the organism in Eukaryota, Metazoa, Chordata, Mammalia, Primates, Indriidae. The record is from RefSeq and is a predicted model, not a curated record. The transcript has 4 exons. The coding region runs from base 36 to 374 and encodes 112 amino acids.
UGUGGCAGUCUACUGCCUUCCUGUGGGCGAGUACCAUGGCGGCCUACGAGCAGGUCCAAAAGGGAGCCCUGAAGCUGAAAGGCGUCGCAGAACUCGGCGUGACCAAGCGGAAGAAGAAAAAGAAGGACAAAGACAAGGCGAAACUCCUGGAAGCGAUGGGGACGAGCAAAAAGAACGAGGAGGAGAAGCGGCGGGGCCUGGACAAGCGGACGCCGGCCCAGGUGGCCUUCGAGAAGAUGCAGGAGAAGCGGCAAAUGGAAAGAAUCCUGAAGAAAGCAUCCAAAACCCACAAGCAGAGAGUGGAGGACUUCAACAGACACCUGGAUACACUCACGGAGCAUUACGACAUCCCCAAAGUCAGCUGGACGAAGUAGCCUCCCGGCCCUGGGUACAGAGCAGCAUCGAGGCUAAGCAGAAGGCCAGGUCAGGGUCAUGUUUGGUUCCUGGGGUAUUUUCUAGAAACAUUGCUUUACACACACCCUCGCAUCUUCUGCUGUGGCAGUGCUUUUCGAAGCUGUGUAACCUCAUCCUGGAACUUGAUUAAAGACAGACUGUCCUUUUACUCAGGUGAGGUUUCUUGGUAGCACAUGGAAGAUAUACCUUUUUGGUUUGGGUGGAAAGUUUUGAAGGUUCAUCCAGAGGUAAAGGCCAUUCCUUUGUGCCCUGUAAAAAUGAUUUUGUCCCCGAGUCACAGCUAACGCUCUGAGGCCAGCCAUCGUCUUCACCUGGAUGAGAUGGACUCCAGAGGACAAGGAGCUAAUGCAAGUGUGGUCUGCAGUGUGCAGACUCCUGCGGGACCCUGCGUGGGCUGCCCUGCCAAGCUCCCUCUAGCUUCGGGCUUGUGCUGUUCUCCCCAGGCCCCGAGAGGCCACUGGAGGCUUCAUGGCCUUCACACUGCCUCCUCAGCCACCUGGCCGGUGAGACAACACAGCCUGGGUGGCAGAACCACCACCUGAGACAAGGAUGGGUUAUUGCAACGUUGGCAGGCGUUGCUAAUUGAUCACAGCACUCUCUGUAAUGGAACCCGGACAUGGCCUGCCUCACAAACCUCAGCCCAGGCUCUGAGCAGCCUCUCAUGUUUACUCAGAAUGGGCACGUCACACGGAGACAAGUGUUGAGUUUGGGGCUGUCGUGUGUAAACCGGAAUAAA